CUUCUUCACCCUGACACCAACUGUUUCGCUUCACUGCCCCGCCCGAGCAACCACGCAUUGAUCACACACGUCUCUUCUUUCCGCCACCACGAUCUCCGCCUCUAGAACAUGGCGGUCCUCGCUCUGCCAUUGAGCUUCACCAACUCUUUCUGGUCUCAGGAUUACCGACGCGGCCUUGAGGUGCUAUACUCCAAACUCGAGCAGGGAAUAGAGGAAAAUGACGAAAUCGUCACUUUCAUCCGGGCGCGUGCUGCUGCAGAACGUCAGCUCAGUGAAGCGUUGAUGCAUCCUAUGCUGACGGGAGCUGCUGGCAAGGGCUUCGGCAAGGAUGACGGCGCCUCGCUUCUCAUGGCGUUUCGGGGGCUGCAAUCGCAGUCUGUAGCUCAGGGGCAAACUCAUAGGGCUAUUGCAACUGACUUGGACGCGUUGGUUGCUGACCCUUUCGCACAAUGGGCUGUUGGAUAUCAGGAUCGUCUACGCCAAUCGCGCGCGUCUCUCAUCGAUCAAUAUUUACGAGCGUACGAACACGCACAAGGCGAAGUCUCCAAGUUGAAGCACAACUAUCUUGACAAAACACGGCGCGCCGACGAGGCCGAGGAUGACGCCAAGUUCGCGCCCAACAGCGUAGGUCGGGAUCCGUAUACGACAUCGCCGAGCACCCGUCCUGUCGAUGGCGGUCAUAGGAGUUCGCCAGUGCGCUCAGCCAGCGUUUCUGAACGCAUUGCUUCUCGUCUACGUGAAAUCCAGAAGCGGGCUGUCGCCUCUGCUGGUGCCGCCAGCGAAGAGAAGCAGGCGCCAUCCGAAUCCGAGACGAUUUUCGAGCACCAAGAGCAAGCUUCUCCGAAAGUCGACAAGGGAAAGGGCAAGGCUGUAGAGACUGACGAUGAGGGUGUGAUCGCUGCCUCUCCACCUCCGAUGUCUCCGCCUCUUCCUCCGAAAGUGGAAAUCCCCGUUUCUCCGAUGCCAGCGAUGCCCCCGCCCCCAAUGCUUCUCGCCGGGCUUUCAUUGCCCCCUUCUGCCAUCUCGCAGCUGUUGACGAAAGCAGCGGCCGAACUGCCCCUGAGACCGGUGCGCUUCCCCUUGUUGGGAGAGUAUCCGAACUGUUUCACUGGGGAGGAAUUUGUUGCUUGGUUGAACGAGAAUGUUCAAGGAUUCGGAGGGAGCCUGGAUCGCGCCGAAGAAGCUGCGAUGGAACUGACCGAGCGGGACAAGCUCCUUCGCCGUGUCGGAGAGUUUGGAAAUCAAUUCGAGCAUUCCGACGAGGCUUUUUAUCAGUUCAGGCCCAAGGCAUUUGAUCUGGAAGGCACAGACACGCAGCCGGCUCCCGCCACGCUGAGUUCCCCGAUCAAGACCCAAACCGACGCGUUGUUCAAGCGCACGAACACGUUUGUCAGCCUCGUAAGCAAGGCACUCUCGGCCCAGCAGGCAGAGCCAGCGUACGUUCGAGCACGAAAUGAGGCUGAAGAAGCCGAUCAUCUCUUCCGCGCCGGCACCCGCAAACUCGAUCGGCAACGUCUGGGAUUGGAAGAGAGAAUCGAAGACACUCUCAAAGUUCUGCAGCGAUGGGAAAUGGAACGGCUCCGGGCCGUGAAGACCGUCCUGCUCCAGUACCAUGCCACAUUGGCGAAUCUGCCCAAAGGCCUGGAGCAAACGAACGAGACUUCUGCCACGCUCAUUGCUGCAUACUUGCCGGAGUCGGACCUGAACGCCCUCAUUGAGCGCUAUCGGACCGGACCGUUCCGCCCUGAGGCACAAGUGUACGAGUCGGUGUCACACGUGGAGACGGAUGUUGUGUUCGGGAUCGAUCUGCGGCGCUGGGCUGAGGGCGGCUGGGAUGCGAUCAGCAGCGCCGAGCCUCGCAAGCAUGACAUCCCUCCGGUGGUCACCUCGCUCCUUGCUGCGUUGACCGAGGCGUACAGCAAGCUUCCCUCUGACAUGGAAAAGCGCAAGUCGUGGAUCUACGAAGUGCCGCUUCCGGCCGUACAUCAUCUGCGCGAGGCUUUGAACUCAGUCCCCAUGGACGCGAUUCCCCCAACCGACUUGUUCGCCCCAUACGACGCAGCAGUCAUCGCGGCCACAAUCAAGCUGUGGUUGCUUGAGCUCGACCCUCCGCUCGCGAUGUGGGAAGGUUGGGAUGAGAUCCGGAAACUGUAUCCCACUGUCGGGGCUGCAGCAAACAAGGACGAUAGUGAAGCCGCUGCUCAGCGGAUCACCGAUCUUGGCAUGGCACUGCAGCGACUGCCGCGUAUUCACUUGAAUGUCCUGGACGCCAUCGUGAGCCAUUUGCGCAACCUAAUCGACACGACCAGCGUCGAAGAAGCGGAAGAAGUGUACGUCACUAAGCUCGCACUAUCUGUUGGGCGCACCAUCCUUCACCCUAAAUUCGAGUCUGAAAUGUCCAUUCAAGACCGGCAUCCGACCUUGAUGUUCAUGGAUCUCGUCAAGAACUAUGCGGCCAUCAUUCCACCUACCAUUGCUCGGAAGAAGCGAGAGUCAGAACGCAAGAUCCCAAUCCGGAAACGGACUGCGCCGAUUGACAUGCGCCUGAGCCGAAGCCGAAUUUCUAUUGGUGCCGACGCUCAGCAGCUGCUGGCGGCCCAGCAGGUUGCACAGAAUCCUUCUCUUCACAGGGCGUCUCGGUCAAUUGACUCCAGAUCUCCUGCUCCUCCAGUCCCGCCCGUUCUGAAAGAGGAAGCUCCAGCCCCGUCAUCGCAGCCCCAGCCACUGACACCGCCUCCGCCGCCGCCUUUGACCGCCGCACAGCCGCUUGAGGUGCCGCCCCCGCCGCCACUGCCUGUUGCGCCAACGCCGUCUGUGGUGCCUCCACCGCCGCCUCCGAGCACAUUCGUUGCUCCGCCGCCGCCGCCUCCGAUGCCGGCGUUCAAAGAACCGCCGCCUGAAUCUGAGGACGAAGCGCCGCCGCCUCCCCGCCCGGCAUUCAAGGAGCCACCGGCCGAGCCCGCGUCACCGACGACUGUUGCGCACCGCCAGGUCGGCGGCAGCCAGAGCACAUCACGAAGCGGCUCACCGGCUCCGGAACAUACCGAAGGCAUUGUGGCUGGAGCACGUGCGUCUCUUUCUCGGUCCGGCUCGGGGCAGGCUGUGAAGGGCCCCCGGGCUGCUGCGACCCGCUCAGCUCGUCCUACAAGUGGGAAUGUGUCUAACAUCAUAUCAAGUUUGAACAGGAAAAACUCGAUCGGCUCACCUCCGGCCAGCCCCCACUACAAGCGGGUGCCGGGCAGCCCGGGGCGGCCGUCGAGCGUUCUGGGCCGGCAGUCCACAUUCUCGACGCGAACGAUGGAGUCAGACGCGGAGGACAAUCUUGUGGAUAAGAAAUAGGUAUUCAGAUCAAGUAAUUAUGGACAUGUGGUACCACAAUGCACUGGUUGCGCGCAUCUUGCACACAGCUCCAUCCUGCACUCCGGACAUUCGUAGUGCGUUGAGGGGAUGUCUGCGCUGCGAAACACAACGGGACACCCGAAUGGACAAAAAUGCAGGUCGUCCUGGGAUCGGACGAGACUGAGCAGGGACCCCUCGAAGGCUCGCUCGCAUUCUUCGGGGGGCAGACACGCUACUAUCAGGGACAGCGGGAUCUCCGCUGAACAGUCGCAGCAGUAGGGCGCGAAAUCGCACGCCGGCGACAGGAGAAUGUCCAGGCAACCAGAGCAGUAGCGAUGUCCACAGGGAAGCUCCACAGGGUGGGUCGGAUCAGUGCGACACAGCAUGCAGUCGCCCGGCGGGAGCGACUCUCGAAGCCCCCAGCUGAGCACUGCGGCACUGACCUCGUCUCGCAUUUUCUGCUCGCCCAAUACGGUCAGCGUCUUGGAGCGAAUAUCGCACGUGAUCUUCGUAGAACCGCACUGGGCCUGCAGGCUCUGCAGGCCCCCUCCUCCUGUCGCAAGGUGGGAGAUCACAUCAGAUAUGUCGAGUACGCAUCGCUGCUCGUUCACGGUCUUCAGCAGCUUUGCAAUCUGCGCCUCGGCUUUUGACCGGUCUCCCCAGAUGCGAAGGACGCGACAGCGUCUGUCACAGCGAAUGAAAACGGCUGGAUCUUUGUCGUUCAGCCGCUGGAGAGGCCCGUCGCUGCUUGCCAUCGAAAAAUACGGAUCCGGAAAGGGAAUCUCUGCCCCCAAAACGAGUGCUUGGACCGUUUCCCGCAGCUUGGCUGCGUCCGCAGAAUCUCGAUGGAACAGAAGCACGGUCCGUGUCUCGUCGUAACAGCGAACAUUGUUGCCCAGGUCGCAGCCGUUUACGGCAUCCCGGAUGAGCCCGAAAGGAAAAUGGCUCUCGGGCAGUGUGUAUCUGGAAAAGAAGACGGCCUGAGUUUUGAUAUCACGGUCACCCAAGAACGGGUGUUUUCUGCCCUUCAAGUAGGCCGUAGCUUUUGCGAUCGUGGAGGGAGAAAGAAACUCGGCGAAUGCCGUGACUUUGCUCUCGGAUGGCAAAGUUGGCAUGAGCUCAAACAAGGUGACAACCCCCAGCUGUUCAAGAAGUGUGCGGAUGUCGUGCUCGGGAGAUUGCGUGUAGUUUGGCUCGCUCGGGUUGAUCGAGGUAGGACCUGUGUGUUCGCAGAUUGAGGUGAGCUCCUCCCGGGAGACUUGCGCAGGAAGAUUCUCGAGCAGAACAGGCACGCGGUCCUGCUGACCACGCGACUGGGAGCGGUAUUUAGCGACGAUCUUGCGCUCUCCAACGGUCAAUCCAUCCAGCGCAGCCGCCGCUUCCUUCGCCUUGGAGACUGUCCGGUAAAAGGCCCAUGCGAUGGUACUCGGUGCAUCCCAUACAAGUUUCAGAUGCCGCGGUGUUCCUGGCUCGUGCACUGAGCCCCCCAGUUUCCCAUCGCAUUCAAGUUCGGCAGCUACGAUCUUGUCCUCAAUCACCAAGCCGUUGAGAUGGGCUCUUGCGGUCAACGCUUGCUGUGCAUUCUCCAGGUCAAAAUACGCAUUCAGGCGCCCUCCAACAAGUCGGAUAACACGAUUCGUGAUCGUACCGUGGGGUUCAACAAAUGCAGCCAAGUCAUCCACGUUGGUGCCGGAGGGAAAGUGGGACAAAACGACAGUCCUGGAUUCAAAGGCCGUAUUUUGGAUGUGGGCGCUCGCCCCGGGUCCGAAUUCGACGGAACAGUUGUAAAUCGUCCGCAGAGCAACCGAUUCCAUCGUUUCUUCUCCUGCCGACAACGAUUUACUCACAACAGGCUUUUCAUAGAUCAGUCGGCUUCUGGAAGAACAUGGAUGUGCGGCGUACUUGCACAGGCUCUGGCUCUGUGUUUCGAUCGUGUCUAUGUCGGCAUCUGUCGCCCUCUUUGCAAUAUCCUUGCCCGAAGAAUAUGCAAUGUCUUCGGCUCUUGAUGAUGCUGACAGGCGGUUCCUCCGGCCAAGGUGUUUCCCAGGAUUUCUCAGCUCCCUUGCUGUCUCCUUCAGUCGCCCAUGUUGAUGCAGUAUCACCCCAUCCCCCACUCUGGUCGUUCUCCUGUUCCCACCAAGAUCCCGACGCGAUCUCUUCUGUGUUGGAUUCUUGGCUUUGCAGCGCCUCCGCGUCGUGGCUAAAGCGGCACUCGUUACCGAAGGGGCACACUUCACCGCGCAUGAAAGCCCGACAGACUUCAUUUGUCGGAUCUCCGUGAAGAAACAGGCAUUUCUUCCCCCGACCGCAAUGACCGGCUGCGAAGAAUUUGCACUGAGUCUUGCGCGGGUCGUUUUCAGAGGCUUCGGAUGCAGCACCGAGGUCGUGGGAGAAUGGACAGGCGUCGCCUUUCAAGCAGUUCCCGCUGGGAAACCAUAAGCAGCGUUGAAGCUUAGGCUCAGGGUCCGUUUCGUGUUUGAACCGACAGUGAGUGCCACUGGUGCAUGCCCCCUGCAAGAAAAAUUUGCACGGGGCUCGCGGAUCUGGCAUGGUAUCUGUUGAUGGACCAUCUGGCGCGUCAGCAGCCUCCAGAAAAGCAGACUCGACCUCAGGCGCAGGUUCUGAAGACGGGACUGUCUCUUGUUGCCAGAUAUCGUCCACUGUGUUCUCAAGAGGAGCUGUAAGCGUUGGAGAAUGUCGAGCAGCGUCGAGACGUUCAUUCGCAUCAGGAGAUGGCCCCGAUACAGGGCCAUUGAGGUCAUCUCCUCCAUCUUGCGCAGACUCAGUCCCUCUGCCCAGAUCCUGCGAGUCUUCCUCGGUCUUGAUCUCUGGAGUACCAUCUGAUUCUGGUUUCGUCUGGGAUCCGGAGGCCACAUCCGCAGCACUGCUCGACAUCGAUGGCUCGGCUAGGGAUACAGUAGUUCAUCUCAACCGGGCCCGAUUCGUGAUGCGAAAACAUCUACCAUGCGAAUACGGACAAUGUUCGCCCUUGGUGCAUCGGUUCUGGCGAUGGAAGUGACAGACCUUGAUGGACACUGAGGAUUUUCUCUGCUUCGCCUGCACGACAGGAAUUCCAUUUGGCGCGUGUAUCUGGACGGGAUCGCUGACCAAAGGUUGUUGAUGAAAGGUCAUGGGGCAAGUGCGACUGUGGAUACAUCCGCUGUCAUUGCACAUCGAGACAAUGAACAGACCGGGGCGCAGAGCGCCCUGCAGAGAGAAGGGAAAAGGGAACUGGAACGCCAUCCUCUGACGCAGUGCUAGGGAGAUUGAUUCAAGGUGGCGAGAGACGCGUCAACGGGCUCAGCGUCUGAGGUGAGAGUUCUGCGCCUCUUGUUGGACGUUGCUUGUAUGCCACGUGCCUAAUUAACUUAGUGACAUUGAU
Messenger RNA from Mycena citricolor, 6721 nucleotides. The record is from the annotation of a GenBank genome assembly. NCBI's taxonomy places the organism in Eukaryota, Fungi, Basidiomycota, Agaricomycetes, Agaricales, Mycenaceae.